This is a messenger RNA of Phodopus roborovskii (desert hamster), 1070 nucleotides long. RefSeq names its product motile sperm domain containing 3 (gene Mospd3). Lineage: Eukaryota; Metazoa; Chordata; Mammalia; Rodentia; Cricetidae. Gene Ontology annotation, cellular component: cytoplasm. The record is from RefSeq and is a predicted model, not a curated record. The transcript has 6 exons. Bases 170 to 877 code for a protein of 235 amino acids.
CAAUGAGAGAGGCCGUACGGCGGAAAUGCAUUAAGGAACUUUCGGGAAGAUGGCGCCCUUAGCCUGGAGACAAGUUGACUGGAGGAAACUUUGACUACAAGCCCUAGACUCCAAGGCCCUCUUAUCCUUCUGAGAUCUGCCCUCGGAUGUCCGACCGCCCAGAGCCUGCAUGCGCCGUGGGGCGCCCCAGGACCAGGAGCUGGUGGGUCCGGGGGCCCCUGGGCGGGGGCCCCGGGGCUCCCCUUCUUCCUCAGGACCCGUUGUCCCGGUGCUCGUCUUUCCUCCGGAUCUAGUAUUCAGGGCGGACCAAAGGAGUGGACCCCGACAGCUGCUGACCCUCUACAACCCCACGGGAACUGCGCUUCGCUUCCGAGUUCUGUGUACAGCGCCCGCCAAAUAUACGGUAUUCGAUGCAGAAGGAUAUGUGAAACCUCAGUCUUGCAUUGACAUUGUGAUACGGCACGUGGCCCCUGUCCCCAGCCACUAUGAUGUCCAGGACCGAUUCCGAAUUGAGCUAUCAGAGGAGGGGGCUGAGGGACGUGUGGUUGGACGAAAAGACAUCACCUCUGUUCUUCGGGCCCCAGCAUACCCCCUGGAGCUUCAGGGACAUUCUGAGCCAACGUCCAACCCAGGGCCUCCUGUGUGGACAGGACCAACCCCAGCCAGACACCUUCCAGAGAAUGCCCCCCAGCAGCUGGCCACCAGCUCCUUCCUGCUCUUCUUGCUGACAGGCAUCAUCUCUGUGGCCUUCCUGCUACUGCCACUGCAGGACGAGCUUGGCAGCCAGCUGCCUCAAGUCCUGCACGUGUCCCUGGGACAGAAGCUGGUGGCAGCUUAUGUCUUAGGCCUCCUCACCAUGGUGUUCCUCCGGACCUGAACUAUCAGCUGAACCUACCCCACCCACCCUCUCCUUCGAAGGCAGGGACCUGAGGCAGCCACUGUGAUGUUUGCACCUCGCCCCUUCUCCCUCUUUUCUGCCCAUCCAUCCGUUGUCAUCCUGUCCCCACUACCAAACACCCAGGGAUUUAUAUUCAUUUUCCAAAUUGAAUAAAAUAAGUUUUAAAAAUCAA